AUGAGCUAUCCGCGAAAAUUGCCAGAGGCCGUAGAUGCACUGAUAGGAUUUCGCGUAGAAUGCCACGACAAAAACUGUGACUUUGCCAGCCAGCACUCCAUAAACUUCAGCAGCAUUCGACCUCGUUGUGGCAUAUCUGUCGUCGACUUCUGGCAUGCCGCUGAGGACCAUCUAUCUUGGAAGCAUAUUAGAACACCAUUCGUCUCAUUCUUUAGAUCAUGGGAGAGGGCUUUGAACUGGAGGAAACGCCUUAUUGAGAGAGGGGGCAAGGGAGUCAUGAUUGUUGCGGUUUGGUUGAAAGACUUGUCUGGAGUCUACGAUGCAUACAAUAUCGCACAGCGUCUCGUAGUCCGUCAAGGCCCGAACUCAAACAGCCGUGGCAUCAACUACAUGGAAUACAGAAUCCUGGCCUGCUUUAAGGGCGACAGCCUCGAGAUCGAAAGACGAUCCAUAUCGCCACUGCUCAAAUUCCCCGAGCGCGAGCUUGUUGUAUCUAUUCCCAGAGGAACUCUGCCAAUAUACGGCAUUUCCAAUCUGAGCAUCACCCACCAAUUGGAGUACGAAAUGCUGAGCCUCACGGGGGUUCGAAACGAUGCCAAGCUGUGCGCACUGGUACUCGCAAUGUGCGACUGCGAAAUGGAAAUGAAGGAGGAGAACAAGAAGAUGACGAUUAAGGCAACAGAGUACUGCGGACACUACAUGUCGAAAAGUGUAAUUGGCAGAUAUAACUACUCUUUCGACAUUUCCUAUUAG
Molecule: messenger RNA, 753 nt
Organism: Fusarium fujikuroi IMI 58289
Lineage: Eukaryota; Fungi; Ascomycota; Sordariomycetes; Hypocreales; Nectriaceae
Exons: 2
Coding region: 1-753 (250 amino acids)
Source: RefSeq, a predicted model, not a curated record